AUGUCGUCAGUCAUAACUUCCGUCAAGGACCUGGUCACCUCUGUGUUUGAGGUCAUAUUUUCCGUGUUCAAAAGCGCGUUCGAUGCAAUCUAUGGGCUCCUGGCGGCCGUCUUUGACUUGUUCGUUGGCACUAUCAGAAUGGCGCUACGUGGCGUGGGAAAUACCUUGGAAGCCGCAGGUGGAAUAGGCAAGUUUAUUGCCAGCAAUAUCGUUGUCGUCGCAAUUAUUGCCGGCUGUGUCUACUACGGCUAUUUGCAGUAUCAGGGUCGUCGAGGACGCCCCGCCAAAGUUGGAACAAGAAAGCAGAAUUAG
Messenger RNA from Penicillium riverlandense, 312 nucleotides. RefSeq lists its product as uncharacterized. The transcript is spliced from 2 exons. Lineage: Eukaryota; Fungi; Ascomycota; Eurotiomycetes; Eurotiales; Aspergillaceae. Bases 1 to 312 code for a protein of 103 amino acids. The record is from RefSeq and is a predicted model, not a curated record.